Molecule: messenger RNA, 4881 nt
Organism: Scleropages formosus (Asian bonytongue)
Lineage: Eukaryota; Metazoa; Chordata; Actinopteri; Osteoglossiformes; Osteoglossidae
Product: testis-expressed protein 2-like
Exons: 14
Coding region: 663-3884 (1073 amino acids)
Cellular component (GO): endoplasmic reticulum
Molecular function (GO): lipid binding
Source: RefSeq, a predicted model, not a curated record
GAGCGAGCCGUUCAUCGUUUAAGCAGUCCGCUGCCGCAGGCUGAGGCAGCGCUUCGCUUGUGCUCAGGGAGCAGACCGUGUGUGUGAGAGAGUAAGAGGGACCCUGACUGAGGGUAGCGCGCUGCCCAGUGUGACCCCCAGGCUGGACUGGACCUGGACACAGAGAGACGCCAGACGAGACGGACACACUCGCGGUGGUGUCCGUGUUGUCGACGCAACCGGCAACGCAGCAAGUGUGUUGAGCCCAGGAGCUGAGGAGGAGGUCGCCUUGUUUUCGGCGUUCCGGCGCUGAAGCGCAGCACGUCGUUGUAGUACGAGACGACGCUGCACGGAGAAAGGCCGGCGAGGACCAUGUCGGGUGAUGCUGUGCUCUAGCGAGACGAUGAUGCUGAUGCUGUUGCCGUGGGAGACUGAAGGCCGCUCGCGUCGCCAGGGCUUCGCUGAUGAAAUUGGCCCGAUGGUGGGGCUAAUUGGAUUGGAUGAGCCUGUCGUUUCCUGCUGGCCUGGGCGUCUGCAAUGAGGCGUCCAAUUCUGGGCAGCGGGUACUACUGUGCUCGCAGAGCUGGAGUCACGACCCAAAGGUGACUGGUUACAGCGGUUGACGCCUCGGUCCCGAUAUCGAUAAGAUCAGGCUCAUCUCAGCUCAGGUUUGGGGUUCUGCCAUGAGCAGCCGAAGCCAGAGCGGCAGCCGCGUGGAGAGAGCGGGAGGUCGGCAUGCGGCGCCCACGCGCACUCCCAGCGCUCCCAUGCUGCAGGUGCAGCGCUCACGCUCGCGGGAGACCAUCACCAUCCACUUCUCAGCCCUCGGCGUGGAGGACGAGCUGGAGGAACAGGAGCUGUACGGGCCGACCUCGCCGCCCGACUCCCCCCUGCCGCGCCUGGAAUGCGAGGGCUACAAGGUGGCAAUGGCCGUCGAGGCGAGUGAGGAGCUUCUGUCUGAGGAGGACGCUGCUGUUUCCAGAGCCCUGCCUUCUGGUGCGGUGAUGCCUCCAACGUCCAACUUGUCCUGGCAGUCAGGACAGAAGAGCACUGGCACUGCACCCACUUUAGUCGGCUCAUCCCCCCCAAAGCCUGUGGCCCCUACCCCCAAACCCUUCCUGAGCCUGGUAAAGUCCCUCUCUGUGGAGGCAGAGGGCCGCGAGGUGCCGGCGCCACCCUCUCCCAAGCUCCACUGCCACCUGGUGAAGUCUCUGGUGAAGUCCCUGUCCACGGACGCGUCCCGUCCCGAAGCGGAGCCCGCGGCCCAUCGGCCCCCCGACAGCCGCCUCAGCCUUCACCUGUUCAAACCCUUUGGGCCGUCCGAGCCCGUGAUUGCAGGAGAUUCAAAGACCGCACCCUCAUCGCCGCUGUCCUCACCAGACGAGCGACCUUUCUUCAAGGUGCCGGAGGUGGAAGCGCGCAUCGAGGACACUCGCCGGCGCCUGUCGGAGGCCAUGUCUGAGCCCUUGCAGCUGCUUAGCAAGAUCAUGGGUGACGAGAGCAGUGGGAGCAGCGGUGCCGCACCCUGCAGGCCAAAAGCGCUUUCCUCCAGCACGUCGGAUCUCACCAGUCUGGACAGUAUGAACGGCCACUUGGAGAGCAUCAGCAAUAGCAACAGCAUCCAGGAGGAGGAGACGAGCUGGGCCGGAGAGGCCCGCACACUGGUGCUGGACCGCUGCUCCAUGUCAGCGCUGGUCCGGCAGCAGGACGAGGAGUUCUACGAGCUCUACAGCGAGCGCCGAGGGUUGGUCUCCUGCACGGAGCUGCUCAAGGAAAAAGCUCAGGAUGUGGACAGUGGGAGCCGUGAACCUGGUCAUGGUGAGCAGGAAGAUGAGGAGGAAGAGGAUGAGGAGGAGGAGGAGGAGGAGGCAGAACAAGAAGUGGGGAGAGGUGAAAUGGUGCCUGGCAUCCCCCACAAGUCCCUGCUCGCUUUGGCUGCUCUCGUCUACAGCUACCUGGUCCUGCCCUUGCCUGCUUACCUCGGGGGCGUGUUGUUGGGCGUGGCUGCUGGCUUCCUGCUGGCCACAUUUAUGUUGUGGCUCGCAGCACCCAGGCGCCCCCGCUGCUGCAGGUUCAGGGCUGAGUUGUGGAGUGUCUCCCAUCUGGCUGUCCAGGAACCUGGCAUCUUCAAGGGCUGGAUGAACGAGAUCUACAGCUAUGACCCGGAGAUGUACCACGCCACCCUGACCCACUCCGUCUUUGUGCGUCUGGAGGGGUCCGUGCUGCGCCUCUCCAAGCCCAGCCGCAGCAUCGCCCGGAGAGCCACCUUCAACGAGCCCAAACCUGAGGUUACUUUUGUCAGCCAGAAGAUUUAUGACUUGACUGAUAGCAAGGUGUACCUGAUGCCGCAGAACCUGGCCCGGAAGCGGCUGUGGAACAAGAAGUACCCUAUCUGUGUGGAGCUGGCCAAGCAGGAGCAUUUCAUGUCCACGGCCCAAGCCGAUCAGAGCGAGGCUGGAGGUGUCGGGGUGAAGGAUGCAUGUGGGGGCGAGGAGGCACUGGGUCCAUCAUUUGGAUCCCAGGAACCUGGCUGUGCACUGGAUGCCAAGGAUCACAAGACCCUGUACCUCUUUGGGAGGACGGGCAGGGAGAAGGAAGAGUGGUUUCGGAGGAUGUCUGUGGCAUCCCGUUUCAAAGCAGAGUCCAAGAAGCUUUCAGGCCUUCCAGCAUCCUUUCUACCUGCCCAAAGCUGCACUAACAGCCAGUCGGGAGGUCUGACACACAGCCGGAGCAGUAGCAGAGGCAGCUUGGAUGAGAUCCUGGCUUCUCAGCCCCGUCAAAAGGAGCUCGCAGGUGGUUUGCGGCAAAAGGCACUACUUGACUACACGACCUACAUGGCCCAAUAUGUUCGUACCCAGCAAGAGAGUUCCAGCCAGAGUCCCACCCAGAGCCCCGAGGGUAGCCCUGGAGUCAGUAGGAAGCUCCCAAGAAGUCCAGAGGAAGAGGUAGAACCAGAGGCCUGGGUCAACGCCUUGUUGGGUCGCAUCUUCUGGGACUUCCUGGGUGAGAAAUACUGGGCUGACAUGGUGUCAAAGAAGAUCCAGAUGAAGCUCAGUAAAAUCAGGCUGCCAUAUUUCAUGAAUGAGCUGACCCUGACAGAGUUGGACAUGGGCGUCGCCAUUCCAAAGAUCUUACAGGCAUCGAAGCUCACUGUGGACCAUCAAGGGCUGUGGUUUGAUCUGGAGAUCUCCUACAACGGCUCCUUCCUGAUGACCCUAGAGACCAAGAUGAACCUGGCCCGACUGGGGAAGGAAGGGGAGGGGCUGAGACUGGGCGAGCCCGGCAAAGAUGGGUCCAGGCCAAGAACGUACUGCCUUGCUGACAGCGAUGAGGAGUCCUCGAGCGCAGGGUCGUCUGAUGAGGAGGAUCCAGCGGAGAUCCUUGCCGACAAGAACCUGCAGCCUGGGGCCGAAGGGUACGUUGGAGGACACCGGCCAAGCAAAAUAAUGCGUUUCGUGGACAAGAUUGCCAAGUCCAAGUACUUCCAGAAGGCCACGGAAACAGAGUUUAUCAAGAAGAAGAUGGAGGAGGUGUCCAAUACUCCCCUGCUGUUGACUGUUGAGGUUCAGGAGCUCCGAGGAACGUUGGCUGUUAACAUCCCCCCACCCCCCACUGACAGGAUAUGGUACGGUUUUCGGAGUCCACCCCACCUGUCCCUGAAAGCACGUCCCAAACUGGGGGAGAGGGAGGUCACUCUAGUUCACGUCACGGACUGGAUCGAGAAGAAGUUAGACCAGGAGUUUCAGAAAAUAUUUGUGAUGCCAAAUAUGGAUGACAUUUGGCUUCCCAUCAUGCAUUCUGCCAUGGACACACGUUCUGAUGUCAGCUUGCUCAGCAUGACACUGGAGGCCGCUAAAGAGUCAGAUUCUAUGGAGGUCGAGGUACCAACAUCGUGUGACGAUUAGCUGUUCUCCAGCAACACGUGACGGACAGGUCGUACCCUGGGAAACGUCAAGAUAGGACGUCUCCCUGAACCACUUGGGCCACAUUUGCAGGAGGCUGAAAGAGGUGUCACCAGAAUAGCUUAGCGCUCUGCACUGUUACCUUGCUUACAGCGUUAAAAAGCAUCAGUGUGUGGAUAUAGAUGUAUGUGGCUGUGAAGGCCAAACAACGCUACAAAGAAUCGAAGUGGAGGUGAGGCGGUUAAGAAAACGCAUCGGCCACGCAUCUCAUUAUGCGAUUCACCUGUCGCCUAACAGCGCUGGACGGUAACAGGUCACUCUGCACACAAGGCUCCUCGGGCUCUUUCUGCCCUCUCAGAAAGACAGCAUUGCUAUUUCGAUGCGUAUGCCAUUAGUGGAGGAGACGACCAAGGCUUGACUCGCGUACCCCCGGUACAACCAGCUGCAUUGUACCGAAAUGCAACAAAAAUAAGUUCACACAAAUGUACCUUCAUCCUACCAAUGAAGCUGCAAGAGUAGAUACUAUAUUUACUUUUUUGCAUGUCCUUAAAAUUCUGAAAUAGUUUAAAAGCAUUAUUUGCCAUAAUUAAAGGUGGGUUUUGUGCCAUUCCUAAAAACAGUUUACAUUUGCUUAGGUAUGUGAGGGCCCCUGGGUGACCGACACAGACUUUAGCAUAAAAAUUUGUAUAGGAAUCAGGAAUAUGGUCGCUGUGAAAUUGCCCUGACCCCAGUUACCGUAGGGCCACCUGAGCCGUCUCGCUAGGCAGAUGUGAUGAAAGUGACUGUGUCUAUCAGCUGAACCAGCCAAAACCCCACACACCUGAACUACACACCAGUGAGGCCAUCAGCUUUUAUAUGUGUACCUACCCCUAACCCUGUACAAAUAUAGGUUGUGUGACUUGAAGUAUAACAAUGCUUUGUAAUAUUUAAGUAAAGAUGCACUACAUUACUCUGCAGAAAGAUGAAUGUAAAAAUUAUUCCAAAGCCAAUUUGACUUUUU